Messenger RNA from Pocillopora verrucosa, 1217 nucleotides. RefSeq names its product proton-coupled zinc antiporter SLC30A2-like. NCBI's taxonomy places the organism in Eukaryota, Metazoa, Cnidaria, Anthozoa, Scleractinia, Pocilloporidae. Gene Ontology annotation, molecular function: zinc ion transmembrane transporter activity. Gene Ontology annotation, cellular component: plasma membrane. The record is from RefSeq and is a predicted model, not a curated record. Gene Ontology annotation, biological process: zinc ion transmembrane transport; response to zinc ion.
AUGAAGAAAGCUAAAGACGGGGCCACAAGAAGACUCAGGAUCGCUAGUGUUCUCUGCUUGUUUUUCAUGACUGUGGAAUUUGUAGGGGGAUAUUUUGCCAACAGCCUCGCUAUCAUGACGGACGCAGCUCACUUGCUGUCGGAUUUCGCGGGUUUCAUGAUCUCGUUGUUAGCUCUGUGGGUGGCAACCAAGCCCGCCACUACGACUCUGUCUUUUGGCUGGCAUCGCGCAGAGGUGAUGGGUGCAGUCAUGUCCGUUCUGUUCAUCUGGGUAUUAACUGGAGUCUUAGUUUACCUAGCAGUUCAAAGAAUCCUCACUAAACAAUAUGAAAUAGAUGCCCAAGUCAUGUUACUAACUGCGUCAGCGGGCCUCAUUAUAAACAUCCUAUUAGGUGUCAUACUUCAUCAGAAAGGCCAUGGACACAGCCACGGAUCCCAUCCUAAAAAAAAGAAAGGCAAAACGAAAAAGUCCCAAGUCUCACCAUCAAGUUUCAUCAUUUUAGAAGAAGAGGAAAAUGUAAAUGUGCGAGCGGCGUUUAUUCACGUACUAGGCGACUUCUUACAAAGUAUAGGCGUAUUUAUAGCAGCUCUUCUUAUUUGGUUUAAGCCUUCAUGGGCCAUCGCAGACCCUAUAUGCACAUUUGUAUUCUCUCUGAUAGUUUUAGGAACCACAUUAGCUAUUUUGAAAGAUGCUUUAAUUGUGCUCAUGGAGGGAGUUCCAAAAGGGUUGAAUUUCCACAUUUUAAAAGCAAGCCUCUUAGACAUCCCGGGAGUAUUAGCUGUUCAUGAUCUUCACGUAUGGUCCCUAACAGUGGGAACGACUGCCAUAGCGGUUCAUCUUGUCAUAGAUGAUAGCUGUAGUUCACAAGCAGUUCUGGAAGAAGCGUCACGAAUCUGCAGUCAAGAAUUCGACAUACAGCAUAGUACAAUACAAGUCGAGACAUCGAGCGAGAAAACUGCCGAGUGUAUUCAAUGCGACGAACCUAGCAAGUGACAGCGUUACAGCACGUGAGGGAUCUUGGGAAAUAUAGCCGCUGGACGGCGGAAGGCACGAACUUCGACUCUUAUGAAGAUGUAGGUCAUAUGAUCGAGCUUGUUCCAGCUUAUGCUUUGAGAAGAUUCAGCAAAAAUAGCUCAAGUUGGUCAUUUGAAAUUCGUGUCAAUCUUCGGCCACUCGACUCUUUUACAUUCUUGCUCAGUCUUUCUCGUUAUUAUACC